Messenger RNA from Chrysochloris asiatica (Cape golden mole), 1134 nucleotides. It is a transcript of the gene RABEPK, whose product is annotated as Rab9 effector protein with kelch motifs. Gene Ontology annotation, molecular function: protein binding. The coding region runs from base 1 to 1116 and encodes 371 amino acids. The record is from RefSeq and is a predicted model, not a curated record. The transcript has 7 exons. Lineage: Eukaryota; Metazoa; Chordata; Mammalia; Afrosoricida; Chrysochloridae.
AUGACGCUGUUACCUGUCUUGGAGCCGGGAGACAAGCCUAGGAAAGCAACAUGGUACACCUUGACCCCUCCUGGAGACAGCCCUUGUGCUAGGGUUGGCCACAGCUGCUCAUAUUUACCCCCAAUCGGUGAUGCCCACAAAGGGAAGAUCUUCAUUAUUGGGGGAGCAGAUCCAAACAGGAGCUUCUCAGAUGUGCACACCCUGGAUCUGGGUACACACCAGUGGGAUUUAGACACCUGGGAGGGCCUCUUGCCCCGGUAUGAGCAUGCCAGCUUCAUUCCCUCCUGCACACCUGACAGCAUCUGGGUGUUUGGAGGUGCCGACCAGUCAGGAAAUCGAAAUUGUCUACAAGUACUGAAUCCUGAAACCAGAAUCUGGACCAAACCAGAGGUGACCAGCCCUCCACCAUCCCCAAGAACUUUCCACUCAUCAGCAGCAGCCAUCGGAAACCAGCUCUAUGUCUUUGGAGGUGGAGAGAGAGGUGCUCAACCUGUGCAGGAUGUGAAGCUACAUGUGUUUGAUGCAAACACUCUGACCUGGUCACAGCCAGAGACACUUGGAAAACCCCCAUUGCCCCGGCAUGGUCAUGUGAUGGUGGCAGCAGGGACAAAGCUCUUCAUCCAUGGAGGCUUAGCAGGGGACAGAUUUUAUGAUGAUCUCCAUUGCAUUGAUAUAAGUGACAUGAAAUGGCAGAAGCUAAGUCCCACUGGGGCUGUUCCCACAGGCUGUGCUGCCCAUUCAGCUGUGGCUGUGGGCAAGCAUGUGUAUGUUUUUGGAGGAAUGGCUGCCACAGGAGCACUGGACACAAUGUACCAGUAUCACAUAGAAAAGCAACACUGGACCUUGCUUAAAUUUGAUACUUUUUUACCCCCUGGACGAUUGGAUCAUUCUAUGUGUAUCAUUCCAUGGCCAGUAGUAUCUACUUCUGAGAAAGAAGAUUCAAAUUCUGUCCCUCUAAACUUUGAAGCUGAGAAAAAAGAUUUCACUGACAAAGGAAUAAGCCAAGAUGGUAACUCACAGGAAAGUCAGACUGAUAUACUGCUCUGUUUUGUGUUUGGUGGCAUGAAUACAGAAGGAGAAAUAUAUGAUGAUUGUAUUGUGACUGUAGUUGACUAAUAAAACACAUUUUAUUAC